Messenger RNA from Colletotrichum godetiae, 1339 nucleotides. RefSeq lists its product as uncharacterized. The transcript is spliced from 8 exons. The record is from RefSeq and is a predicted model, not a curated record. The coding region runs from base 1 to 1152 and encodes 383 amino acids. NCBI's taxonomy places the organism in Eukaryota, Fungi, Ascomycota, Sordariomycetes, Glomerellales, Glomerellaceae.
AUGUCUUCAACAUCACACGGCAAGAAGCAACGGGAUUUAAGAUGGGACGGCCUUCCCAGAGAAAUCCGACUUCUCAUCACACAACACCUGAUACAAGAAGGUAGUCCGCUUGCUCCCUUCGCCACAACUGACGCCAUCACGGCUCCUAAUUUCCGUGCUAUGAUCCAAAGAACUCGGGGUCUCUUCGGGUACAUCUGGUUCUGCUUAGAACUGGACGAGUACGAUUGCACCGCGUGCGCCCCUCCCCUUGGAGCGAGUACUUCAGAUGACUUCACAGAGGGAUGCGAGAUCAGCGUCACAGAUAAAUGUCCCAUCACCGCGUCAUUCCAGUACCUCUUCUCGGUUCUCGGCGAAUGGGAACCUCGCGGCGAUUUGACACUCGAUAUUAGUCUAUACUCACCCAGCGACUCAGAACAUUGGUUCCCAUGUCUAACCUUCGUGCCCCCCCCCCCCCCCCCCCCCCACCCCCCAAACGUGCCAAUUGAUCAUGCCAUUGAGAAGGCAAACUGCUCCAGACACCUCGCCCCGCCUCCGUUGGCUCUCAGGAAACUGGACCGACCGCAUGAUAGUGAUCAAGAAGAACUCGGCUGGUGGGAUCAACUUCCGUUAGUUCCAGCUGUGACGACUUUGAUUCUCCGUCAACAGAGCCGCCGGCGAUGGAAACCGCAUCUCUUCGAGUCAAUCCAACGUUCCAACAAAAGCCUAAGGAAACUUGUAGUUUCUGAGAACUUUAUCCAACAGUACCCAGCCAAUAUACCAUCCUACAUCACAGACGCGAGCCACUUCUUCGCGAUCCGGUCUGAGCGGGCGUGGCCGAAACUCAAAUCGCUGACUCUCACUGCAAAGAUACGUACGCCCGACAAAGUCGACUCAACCGGGAUUAGAGCCCUGGGGUCGACUGCGCUUUUCAGGUAUCAGGUGUUCCGCAACAAAGGGGAAGCUGUCCUCACUUGGAGAGAGGCACGUUGGAGUUGGCCAUGGAACCAGCUACUCAAUGUGGUUGUAAAAUGGCUGGAUGGAGCGAUUAACAGAUCUCACGGAGAUACGAUACAGCACUUAGAGCUUUCAAGCCAGGUCAUUCGGCCCGUCUCGUUGCAACAUAUCCAAGUGGAACAGAACGCUUUAGAGGGUGUAGCCAUCUUUGAGAGUUAGUGGAAACAUGACCGACAAAAUGAGAACAUAGUCUACGGGCAAUAGUUAGUAGCUAGAGGUCGUCAUGGUGGACGUUAUCCUGUGAUAUCACCCAAACCCAACCUCAAACAAGUACCUUUUAAUCAUCACAACAUUUAUCUUCCCUGACGAAUUCGAAGAUAUCGAAUCUCUCAUCCACAGAUCGUUU